This is a messenger RNA of Daphnia magna, 1878 nucleotides long. RefSeq names its product pre-mRNA-processing factor 17. The record is from RefSeq and is a predicted model, not a curated record. Gene Ontology annotation, cellular component: catalytic step 2 spliceosome. NCBI's taxonomy places the organism in Eukaryota, Metazoa, Arthropoda, Branchiopoda, Diplostraca, Daphniidae. Gene Ontology annotation, molecular function: protein binding; mRNA binding. Gene Ontology annotation, biological process: mRNA splicing, via spliceosome. Bases 88 to 1812 code for a protein of 574 amino acids. The transcript has 9 exons.
GUUGCUUGACAUUUUGGUUGUAUCUUUUCGCGGUUUGCAAAUGAGAUAGUCGAAAAAGUUUUGGCUUGUUUAAUAAAUAAUAUCGUAAUGGCCUCCGUGGCAGCUUUGCGUGAAUAUGGAAGCAGUGAUGAUGAUAGUGGAAGUGGAGAAGAUUCUCAUCUUAACCCCAUUAAUACGACUGAGUUAAUUAACCAGAAGUUAAUCGUUCCCGUAACGGCAGCACCCGACGUUUUACCAAAUGAGGAAUUAGAUCCUUUGCGGCAUGUAGAUCCUUCUUCUAAAGAAUUGCUCUAUAAUCCUAAAGCAGAAGAGCUCUUUGCCCCCACAUUGGGACCUGAUUGCCCGUUCAAAACAGGGCAACAAAGAGCACACAGGAAUACAGUUGCAGGAUUUGUUGAGCCAGCCCAUCUAAGUGAAUUCCAAUUUGAGGCACAGCGUAAAACUUUUACCAGUUUCGGAUAUGCCCUAGAUCCUACUGUUGGACUAGCUCAAAAUGAAGGAAGUAGCUAUGUUGGUGACAUUGAGUCAGCUGAAUCCUCCUCUGGUCGAACAGUCUUUGAGAAUCCCAAUAGACCUGAUCCCAGCCGAGCCGGAGUGAAAAGGAAAAUAGAAAAGAAUGAUGAUUCUGCUGAUUUAGAAGGAUAUAAAGGACCUUGGGCUCCAUAUGAAAAUGAAAGCCGAAGCGCUAAACCCUCCGAGGCUGACAAAGAAGAACUUGAUGCCUAUCUGGCAAAAAUGAAGAAAAGGGGUAAACCCAGGUACGAGGAAAAAGCAAUCGAAGAAAAGACAUCGCUGCACAUUGAUGAUCCCGUGGAUUACCAAGGCCGGAACUUUUUACACGCACCUCACGACAUAGGCAUCAAUUUGCGUUCGGACGCUCCACCUAAUAAAUGCUUCAUCCCGAAAAAACAGAUUCAUGCUUGGGCAGGGCACAAUAAAGGUGUAGCCCAGAUCCGGUGGUUUCCUAAGACUGCUCAUUUGCUCCUUUCCUGCAGCAUGGACGGGAGAGUUAAGAUCUGGGAAGUAUACAAGGACAGAAGAUGCGUUCGUACUUAUUUUGGUCAUCGCCAAGCUGUCAGAGAUAUAAGCUUCAACAAUUCCGGCGAAAAAUUCCUUUCUGCAGCGUAUGAUCGUUACAUUAAACUGUGGGAUACCGAAACAGGACAGGUUAUUUCUCGAUUUACAAACAAAAAAGUUCCCUACUGCGUCAAGUUCAACCCUGAAGAAGAUAAGCAACAUCUUUUCGUGGCCGGGAUGGCAGAUAAAAAAAUUGUCUGCUGGGACACUCGUACUGGAGAAGCUGUACAGGAAUACGAUCGCCAUUUAGGUGCUGUAAACACAAUCACUUUUGUAGAUGAAAAUCGUCGAUUUGUGUCCACUUCUGACGAUAAGAGUUUACGUGUGUGGGAAUGGGAUAUUCCUGUGGACAUGAAAUAUAUAGCUGAUCCCACGAUGCAUUCCAUGCCUGCGGUUACACUGGCUCCAAAUCUGAAAUGGCUUGGAUGCCAGAGCAUGGACAACAAAAUCGUCAUUUACUCUGCGCUGAACCGCUUCAAACUCAACAGAAAGAAAACAUUUAAAGGACACAUGGUUGCCGGCUACGCAUGUGGUCUAGAUUUCUCUCCUGAAAUGAGCUAUGUCAUUUCUGGCGACGCGGAUGGCAAAGUUUUCGUUUGGGAUUGGAAAACAACUCGAGUGUUGGCCAGAUGGAAAGCACAUCAAGCAGUUUGUAGUUCCGUUUUAUGGCAUCCUCACGAGACAUCAAAAAUUGCUUCAGCUGGAUGGGACGGGCUGAUAAAGUUCUGGGACUAACAAGAAUUCAUGUGUCGUUUAACCAAUUUAAAAGACGGACAAAUUAAUAAAGGCUUUUCUCUUCAA